CGAAUUGAUUGCACCUUCACUUUCCUUCACCGCAUUUUCGUGACUCUCUUGAAUCCUUGGAUUGGUAAGUCCUUAGAGCCAGGCAGCCUCUGCACCUUCAGAACUGCCCAUUCUCACUCUUGACACUUCAAAUCUGCGAACUGGGAAGAAUUUGACCAUAAAAAUGGCCGCAUCAGUUCAGUUCUCGUCGGCGCGGCCAGCGGCUGCUCGCCUGGACUCCACCGCCGCUGCAUCCGAGUCGUCGGCUGUUGCGCUGAGGACGAGCCUCGCCCCCUCCGCGCAACGGUCUCUCGCAUGCAGACGCUCCGAGGUCGCGGGUCGUUCCCUGGCUCUCGCCGGUGCCUCUGCUGCUGCUGUCCCAGCGUCUCUGUCGUACCGCCGGCUCGGCGUGUUCGCGGCGAAGAGGGUUCAAUCAGACCGGUCGCUCGUGCUCAGCUCGACGCUGGAGGUCACCCCAGGCAAGGAGAAGGAGGCGCAGGAGCUGUGCAAGAAGAUUUGCGUAUGGGCCGAGGAGAAGAAGAAGGACCGUGCCAACGGAAUCAUCCACUUCGAGUGCACGGGCGAUGCGUACGAGAGCAACCUGAUCCACUUCUGGGAGCGGUUCGACUCGUUCCUCUCGAUGAACAACAUCCACGCCUCACCCGACUACACCAAGUUCCUUGAAGAGGUGCGGCCGCUGCUAGAGGCCCCGGUGAAGCUGGCGGCGUACGAGUACAAGGACGGGCAGAUCGGCCACAUGCUCAACCCCAUCGGCCCAAAGGGAGAGGGAGGCCUGGACGACGCGACAGGGCAGGGAGGCAGCGGUGGCGGUGCCAGCUACAAGCAGACGUCGCAGUCAGUGUCGCAGGGUAUUGGCGAGCGAGACGGGUGGGGUAUGGCGAACGCGAUUAAGAUCUCUGGGCAGCGCAAGGAGGCGAGCGAUGAGAAGGAGGCAGUGCGCGCUGAGAAUGCCCUCGAGGCCAUUGCCAAGAGCCUCAAGAACCUCUUUGGCCAAAAGUAAACAGCUUGUUGCUCUCCCUUUUGACACAGGUGGCCCUGCAUUGCUUGGAUACUGUAAUUUCAUCAUUUUCCCUAAGGGUAUUUUUUCUGUAAUUUCAACAUGAUGUCAUGGCUAUUGCACUGGAGGAUAAGCUGCUGGUGAUGCUGGAUUCUCUGCUGUGCACCGAUGGACCAGUUAGCAGGAUACAAACUGCAUGGUCUUCAAACUUGCAUUUGUCUA
Molecule: messenger RNA, 1219 nt
Organism: Closterium sp. NIES-67
Lineage: Eukaryota; Viridiplantae; Streptophyta; Zygnematophyceae; Desmidiales; Closteriaceae
Source: the annotation of a GenBank genome assembly